AAAAAAAUUUCCAGAGCAGUUGUCACAUACACGCAUAAUGUGUCAAAGUUGUGUUUUUUCCCGAAAAAUUACAUUUUCUUUGAAAAAAUCAAUGAAAUUCGUCUAUUUUAUGAAAAAAAUAAACAACCGGGAUCCUAGGAGAAUCUAACAAAUAGUUUGUGUUGUUAAUAAUAAAAGUUAUAAAUAAUGAAUGUGAAUACAAAUACAGGCGAAGGCGGUGAUAAACGUCUACCUGAAGCGACAGUACAAACAAUUGCUCAGAACUUAACAACAAUUCAAACAGUGCAAAGCACUCAAAAUGUUAUUCAAAGUAAUAUUCAAACAAUUCAAUCGACGCAGGCAAUUAUUGGCAAUGUUGGACAAUCCGGAACAACACUCGUUGGAAAAUCAGUUUCACUUGAUUUAAAUCAAAAACUCUCCCUCGCCAAGCCCGGAAUUCCCUCCAAUAUUGUCUCGUCAACCGAUUCAAAUAAAUUAACGGCCACUUUGUGUCAAAUGAGUCCUCUUCGCAUAAUAAGUCCAAAUAUGAUAAGCAAUGUUGAACGCCAAUCGAACCAGCCAUCGAGCCAAGAACAACAGCAAGUUGUGACGAGUAUUCCGGCGACUUAUCACGUCCCCAGGGGUCCAGCAGCUGUGGCGAACAUCUCAUCGCCGAGAGCCACCGUCGCGACUCCAAUUGUCCGAUCAACCGCGGGUCAAACUGUUCCCAUUUCACGACCCGGUGUGAGCACUACAGUCGCGAGUCCGCAGUGGCCCACGAAGACGCCGUAUUUGUACGUGCCACCGCAGAGACAUCCCUUGCCGAUUGUGCAGCGAGUAACGCGGCCAACAAUGGCGUCGACGGUCUACAGUGGCAGUCAGCAGCCACGCAUCGUCACUCCGACCCCAGGUCGUCCGGUUCAAGCCGUCCAAACGGCAGUUGUCACUGCAGUUCCCGGCGUAUCGGGCGGAGCACCCUGCCGGCUGCGAGCGCCCGUUCUUCAAACCAACAACAACGUUCCCCGCUUGCCUCUGCCCCAGGCCAGGCCCCCGACUCCCCAGGACAGUGUUCCUCAAAUCUCGCAAAGUCCAAGAACAAUCUCUCAACCAAUUCAGUUGACGCAAACAACGCGAACGUUGACAACAGCGACAACGGUGAGUCGCAUUGCGGUAACGGCGCCAGUUAUUGGAGCUCCCAGCAGAAUAACGAGCGUUGCUUCCGUUCAACCGGUUGUCAAUAGACAAGUCACUGUCAGCACAACACCUGUGACAACCAAUGUUUCCGCCACUGUCAGUCGAAUCGUUCUCCCCCAGCAGCCGCCGACAAUUCCUCGAGUCGUGCAAACUGUGGCCUCAGUGUCGACGCUUGGAGGGCAAGUGUCGCGGGUGAUAACAACGCAGGCGAACACGGCGAAUGUGACACGCGUGGCGCAACCUGGACCGCAGUCAGUCGCCAGAAUCACGGGAAUCUCGAUGCAUCCGCUGCCGUUGACACCGACGCGCACCACGUCGGCGACAAUUAAAACGACGCCAGUAUUAAAUGUCGCGCAGACGAUUCAGCCGAAACAAUCGAUUCAGCAAUCGACGUUGAGGAUUGUCACCACCACUGGGGUCUCCAGUUCCACGAAUAGCUCUAUUGUUAGCAAUACACCGCCACCCGUCCAAGCGACUUAUUCGCAAUAUAGACCGGCAACUGUGCAACCUGUGAGGCUUUUGGUUGAGUCAGGAUAUGAGGAACCUCAACACAAACCGAACGCUUCGCCGAGGCCGAGUAUUUUAAGAAAACGAGAUCAUGACAAUUCACCAGCUAAAGGUGUGGCGAAAAAUUUGACACCAGUGCUUGCAAAUCUACCACUAACCUCGACGACGACGACGUCGACGACAUGCGUGAGUCCGCCCGGUUCGCCACGCGCUGACCGUGACACUGGCGGUUGUCAAAGUUCAGGAUCAACGACUGUCUCGGCAACGUCGUCGCCAGGUCUCGACGAGGAGCCCGAACAAACGCGAAUCAAUAUGAAUAUCAAUAUGAACUUGAAUCUUAGUCUUGGACCGGCGAUGGAAAUGUCGCCGAGGAAGAAACCACGUAAACAGCAAUUGUCGAGCGUUGAAUUGACGGAAUCGCGCGGCACCGACGAGGAAAUGCAUUUCAUCACCGAGGAGAAAAUAAAGAAGGAGAAGGAGGAGAAGGAGAAGGAACGGGAUAAGAAUGCCAGCGAAAAGAAGGCGAAUUUUCCAAUUAAGCAAGAGGCGAACGAAGCGACGCCGGUCAGGACAAGACCGACUCCCAGUUUAUUGGGUACGUCUUGGAAGAACAGAUGGGGUGGAAGAUUGCAUCAUUACAGGAGGCCGAGUGACGUGAGACCCAAGGAGGAGAGAAGACCAACUGUCGCCGAAUUGGCGCAACAAAAGCAAGUCAUUCAAAAAUUAAAUGGAUGGAAAAUCUAUCAUCUCAGCGCGCAAAUGGAGGAUCUCGCCGAAAUAGAGAAAGAAGUGCAUGAGAAACUAAAAUCGACACUGUCAAUUUUGGAGUCGCAGCAAAAUGUGAGAGGCCGACAGGACGAUGGAAUUGAACGUGCAAAUGAAUUGAUAAAGGGCAACAUGCAGAGAAGUAGUUUAAUAAGUGAGGGAAUGAAUGAGGCGCGAACGCAAUUGGUGGCAAUUUUUCAACAUCAAGGACAUGUGCGUGGAAUUUUGGAACGUUGCGGCAAUAAACGAGCACAGAAGAAGCGCGACAAGUGAAAAGUAGAAGAAAUAGAAAAAUAAGUGAAUGAACUGAGGGGAGAAACAGAAAAAAAAUUGAAUGAAUGUUUUUUUUGAGAGCAAGAAGAAGAAGAAGAAGAGAAGGUCGUAUUUUUUAUCUAUCAGAAUAUCUAUAUAUUAAAUCUUUAAAGAUUAAAAUAAAAAAAAAACAAUUUUGUAAGUUUAA
Leptopilina heterotoma is the source of this 2905-nucleotide messenger RNA. It is a transcript of the gene Sap130, whose product is annotated as histone deacetylase complex subunit SAP130-A. Gene Ontology annotation, biological process: negative regulation of transcription by RNA polymerase II. The transcript is spliced from 10 exons. Lineage: Eukaryota; Metazoa; Arthropoda; Insecta; Hymenoptera; Figitidae. Gene Ontology annotation, cellular component: Sin3-type complex. The record is from RefSeq and is a predicted model, not a curated record. Bases 187 to 2718 code for a protein of 843 amino acids.